GCUCCGAGGAUUUAGGACCUGUUAGCUUGGUUGGACGACUAGCAAAUCCUUCCUUCCCCGGGGUAGAAGUCCAGGGUGAGAAAUUGGUUCCGAACUCAAAGGAACCCAGCGCCGGGCCACAGCCGGGUCACGUGGCCGGCGGCCCCCAUGACGUGCCGGCUGCGGGGCGUCACAGCGACGUUCGGGCGACCUGCCGAGUGGCCAGGCUACCUCCGUCACCUGCGUGGUCGCAGUGCUGCCAUGGACCUGGGACCCAUGCGCAAGAGUUACCGCGGGGACCGAGAGGCAUUUGAGGAGACUCAUCUGACCUCCCUUGACCCACUGAAACAGUUUGCUGCCUGGUUUGAGGAGGCUGUUCAGUGUCCUGACAUAGGGGAAGCAAAUGCCAUGUGUCUGGCUACCUGUACCAGAGAUGGAAAACCCUCUGCUCGCAUGUUGCUACUGAAGGGCUUUGGGAAAGAUGGCUUCCGCUUCUUCACUAACUUCGAGAGUCGAAAAGGAAAAGAGCUGGACUCGAAUCCCUUUGCUUCCCUUGUCUUCUACUGGGAGCCACUUAACCGUCAGGUGCGUGUGGAAGGCCCUGUGAAGAAGCUGCCGGAGGAGGAGGCUGAGUGCUACUUCCACUCCCGCCCCAAGAGCAGCCAAAUUGGGGCUGUGGUCAGCCACCAGAGUUCUGUGAUCCCUGAUCGGGAGUAUCUGAGAAAGAAAAAUGAGGAACUGGAACAGCUCUACGAGGAUCAAGAGGUGCCCAAGCCAAAAUCCUGGGGUGGCUAUGUCCUGUACCCUCAGGUGAUGGAGUUCUGGCAAGGUCAAACCAACCGCCUGCAUGACCGGAUAGUCUUUCGGCGGGGCCUGCCCACAGGAGAUUCCCCUUUGGGGCCCAUGACCCACCGCGGGGAGGAAGACUGGCUCUAUGAGAGACUUGCACCUUAACUCUGGGACCUGCCGGGCCAGAGUGCAGCUAGGGCUGGGUGUCAAGAGAGGGUGUGGGAUUGGGACUCAGGCCCUUCUUUGUAAGCUCAACCCAUUUCCCUCCCUACCCUUUAUAUUCAGGACUCUUCAGAGCUCAUGCUCUAAGUUCUUUGUACUCAGUUGGUUUUCAGUUAGCUGGUCAAGUGUAGUGUAAUGGUGGUGUAGAGAAUCACAAAUGGAAAAUCAUUCCAUAAUUAUUUUUUUGACCCUGCCUAUGAUUGAUUAGGAUAGCUCCCUCUAGGGGUAGCAACCGGUGUGACUCCGUUUCUGGUGACAGGGAGGGCCCCAGCAGCCCUGUCUGUUACCACGUGAGUCAUACUGGCCAAAGCUUAGUGCCAGCAUAUUCACCUGAGCCAACGUGGCCAAUCAGAUUGUUUUGUCAGUAAUUUGAAAUUUGAACUGGAGGGAUCCAGAACCUUGGGAGUCAUUGAAGCCAAGUCAUUCAUGGCAGCCAGGAAACAACAGGAACCAACAGCCUCUGCCUGCUGCUAUUGCAACUCCCAGGAUCCCUCCCUCCCAGGUCUGGGCCGUGCAGUUCCUCCCCCUGCCUUGAAACACCCCACUAUCUGUAAAGUCUCUCUCUCUCUCUCUUUUUUUUUAAACUUAAUCUAGCUAGAAUAUAUUUCUGUUGGUUACAACUUAACUCAUUUAUGGAUAGGAUUUUUUUUUUUUUUAGAUGGAGCCUCACUCUGUCGCCCAGGCUGGAGUGCAGUGGCGUGAUCUUGGCUCACUGCAACCUCUGCCUCCCGGGUUCAAGCGAUUCUCCUGCCUCAGCCUCCUGAGUAGCUGGGACUACAGGCACCCACCACACCCAGCUAAUUUUUGUAUUUUUAGUAGAGACGGGGUUUCACCAUGUUGGCCAGGAUGGUCUCCAUCUCUUGACCUUAUGAUUCACCCACCUCAGCCUCCCAAAGUGCUGGGAUUACAAACAUGAGCCACCGUGCCCAGCCAGGAUAGUAUAUUUUUAUAGCACUUCCCCUACUGAUUGCUGCCUUCUCUGUGGCUCCAAGGAACCUGUAGAGUUACAGGGAAGUUACAGGGAAGCAGGUUUCAUCUCAAUAGUGGGAGAGACUUCAAACAGUCAGACCUGCCUAAGAAGGAGUGGGCUGUCACUAGGAAAUUUUAUUCCCAGUCAGUCAGGGAUUUUGUAGAAGAGCUUCAUGUGCUAGUACCAAUCGGACAGGAAGAUUUUAAUCAGCUUUACUAUCUAUGUUUGUUUAUGGAAAUUGUGUGUAUAUAUACAUACAUUUUCCAAAAAGAAAAAUUAAAUGAUUAUAGAUAUUAUGUUUUUCAGACUAUUCACAUAUCUGCUUUCCUUACUUCCCAUCUCUGCUGAUUAUUCCUAGAUCAUUGGCUUUUCACCCACACUGGAAUUACCUGGGGAGCUUUAAAAACCCUGAUGCCUGGGUCCCACCCUCAGAGAUGAUUGAACCAGCCUGGCCAGCAUGGCAAAACUCUGUCUCUGCCAAGAUAUGAGUGCAGCCUGGGCACUGGGAAAUUUAAAAGCUCCCCAGAGAAUUCUGUGCAGCCAAGGUUGAGACCUCCUGGUCUACAGCUUUGCUAUACACAGUGUGGUCCACAAGCCAGGAGCAUCUGCAUCACUUGGCAGCCCCUUAGAGAUUCAGACUCCAGACCCACUGAAUCUGACCCUGCAUUUUCACUAGAUCCCAGGUGACCAGCUGCACUAGACUCAACCUCUAAACCAUGACCUCCCACCCUCACAGUCUGUGGUCCUUUAGUGACCCUCAGCUGAGUCACUGUGUUUGUUCUCGUUGAGCACAAGCCCGCUUACCAGGGACAGACUGGAUGAGCAAGCAACCUGCUGGCUAUGGAGAGGAGCCAAGCCGGGUAAAUAUUUGCCGUGACUAAGCCAGGAUCAGAGAACUGACUGUUUCUUGCACUGGCUGGCAUUGAGCUUGCCACUCUGUGAGCUGUGCUUCCUUCCCCUGCAUGGACCUGUUAUCAGUCACUGUUAUCCGCAGGGCUCCUCCAACGGCAGCCCUCUCCUUGUUUAUCCCCCUUAAGCCUGCGUGCAGGAAGGCACAUUAACCCUGUGGCCCUCUGCAGGCAGGAGGGUGUCGGGUGCCCUUACCUACCUUGCCCUUUUUCUUGUACCGUAGGCUGUGCCAUUUAUGAGUACGUGUAUAUGUGUCUGUGUGUGUGUCUAGAAGUGCUGCACCCACCUUGUAUUAUUGGAGGUUGUGUAUCCCCCCCAGCUUUGAGCCUGGCCUCAGAUGUUCCUUUUCUGUUCUCUGUCCAGCCGUUACUGCCCCCAGUCUGUAAUAAAAGCCUGUCAGCCGUGCAUUUUA
Cercocebus atys (sooty mangabey) is the source of this 3281-nucleotide messenger RNA. It is a transcript of the gene PNPO, whose product is annotated as pyridoxamine 5'-phosphate oxidase. The transcript is spliced from 7 exons. Gene Ontology annotation, biological process: pyridoxal 5'-phosphate biosynthetic process; pyridoxine biosynthetic process. Lineage: Eukaryota; Metazoa; Chordata; Mammalia; Primates; Cercopithecidae. The record is from RefSeq and is a predicted model, not a curated record. Gene Ontology annotation, molecular function: FMN binding; pyridoxamine phosphate oxidase activity. Bases 148 to 933 code for a protein of 261 amino acids.